Messenger RNA from Mytilinidion resinicola, 856 nucleotides. RefSeq lists its product as uncharacterized. The transcript has a single exon. The coding region runs from base 26 to 856 and encodes 276 amino acids. The record is from RefSeq and is a predicted model, not a curated record. Lineage: Eukaryota; Fungi; Ascomycota; Dothideomycetes; Mytilinidiales; Mytilinidiaceae.
CCUUUCUAAGCGCAAGGCCAACAACAUGUCUCCCCACGAAAACCACCUACGCCUCCAAGCCUUCCGCUGCAACCGCUGGGGCGAUCUCCACCGACUCGCCGGCUGCCUCCACAUCAUCUCCACCCCAGCCCCCGACGAAGGAUCCAACAGCGAGCAAUGCGGCACUAACUGUGUAGUCGACGGCGCGCCGAAAAUAGCCCUGGCGCCCUUCCUCUGUCUCCAGUGCUUGGAGGAGCACUUCAUCAGCCAGUAUGUCGCGAUCCAGGACAAGUUCACUGACGAGCACCCUGGCAUCGCGUGGCCGGUGGACGAUGCGGCGAAUAUCGCGAAUAUCGAGAAGAUCAAGGAGAUUGCGUGGGAAGCUGGGGUCUAUAUUCGUGAGCGCGUCCCCGAGGUUCGUGAGCCCAAGCCGUAUUCGGGACCGCCGCUGACCGUUGCUCUCGAUGUAGACACUACCGCUGGUAUCUCGGGCGGAGGCGGCGACGCAGCUGAUGAGGGAGACUCCGACGGCGAGCCUGACGUGGGAGAGCGGCGAGACGGGGUCGCUAUUGGCCGCGAUGGCGAGCUGGAGUUCCAGGGUGUGUCGUUUCCGAUGGAGAUGCCGCAGCUGGAGGGACUCUUUGGCGCCUUGCUGCUGGUGGCUGAGAUCGAGAAGCUUGAGGCGGAGCAGAAGGAAGUGGCCUCGGGAGCGCGGGCGGAUGCUUUCAUUGAGGAGAUGGUCUCGAACCUCCAGGCGGAGGUCAAGACGCUCGAACAUGUCCAAACUAAGGCAAGUAAGAAGCGGGCAGAGGCAGCGUCGAGGGGUCAACUCAUUAUAAAGACAUCGAUCGAGGUAUCCCGGCUCGGAGAGACUUAG